Molecule: messenger RNA, 657 nt
Organism: Didymodactylos carnosus
Lineage: Eukaryota; Metazoa; Rotifera; Eurotatoria; Philodinida; Philodinidae
Source: the annotation of a GenBank genome assembly
UCAAGUAUUAUACAGCAUUUAAGAUUUGGUAAUAAAUUAUCGAUAUCAAAUCAUCCUUCAACAAUUGGAGUGGACACCUGUAUACUACAUUUGAACGAACUAUUUGAAAAUCGAUAUGCUGUUGAUAUACAUGUAUUAGACAUUCCCGGUCAGACACGCUUCGAAGCUGUUUGGAUGCAUUACUUUCGUACUUGUCAUGGAGCAUUUUUAGUUGCUGAUGUAACAUGUUUUGAAUCGUUGGAAAGUAUCAAAUCCCGCUGGUAUAGAAAAUUACAGGAAUUAAAAAUGGAUGGUGCCGAAUUAAUUAUAUUAUGUAAUAAAAUAGAUGUGAUCAAAGAUUCUGAACUUAAUGAUGUCAAGAUUCGAACAUUUGUCGAUCAAGCGGAGACAUUCGCAAGUGAAAAUAAUAUAUCUUUAUUUCAUACAUCAGCAUUAACUGGUAAAAACAUCCAUACAGUGUUCAAUCAAAUGAUAUUAUGUAUACUGAGUAAUCACGCUCUCUUGCAAACAAUAACAGAGCGCGCUAAGGAUGCCACAGAAACACAGGUGAUUGCAUUUUCAGAUGAUGAGAUCUCCUUAGUAGAGCAAGGCGAACGACGACAGCACCAAGAAUCACCGAAAGGUUUGAAGAAAAAACGAAGGAAAAAAUGUUGCUGA